AUAAAAAAAAGUGUUUCCUCAAAAAUAAAAUUUCUAUAAUUACAAAGUUCCAUAGUCAUAUUAUAGAUGUACAGUCAUGUGUUCAUCUCCGGCGCCGCCGUUCCUACCCGACGUUCUGAUCGCGGAAAUCUUAUCCUUUCUUGAUGUGAAAUCUAUUAUGCGAUUGAGAUGUGUCUGUAAGUUUUGGAACACUCUCAUUUUCGAUUCCACCUUUGUGAAUUUGCAUCUCAACAAAUCAGCAAAACAAAAUCCUCACUUCUUACUCAUCACCAGUCACAGUAUAACGGUCACAACUGAGUUUCAGAAUGGUAGUUAUUCCUUUACUGAGUGUGAGCAAGGUAUCAUUCCCUACUCCGUAAGCAGCUUGCUCGAGAAUCCGUCGUUCGCCCUUUCUGUCGACUCUCAUCACUUGGUGCAAGACAAAGGAUGCUCUUAUAUAGUUGGUUCCUGCAAUGGAUUGGUCUGUUUUGCUGGUGAAACUGUCACUAUGGAGUAUUAUGAGUUCUGGUUCCGGUUAUGGAACCCAGCCACCAGGACAACAUCUCCAAGAUUAGGGUUCUUCCGCUUAUUUCGCUAUGGUCCGGACUGCACUUCCUCGGCUGACGACGGCUAUUACAAAUUCAACUUUGGCUAUGACAAUUCUACCGGCACUUAUAAGACAGUUGCUUCGCGUUACAAUAGACGCCAACUGAGAAGCAAUGUCAGAGUUUUAAGUUUUGGCGAUCAUGUUUGGAGAGAUAUUCAAAGUUUCCCUGUUGAUCCUAUGUAUUUGGACUACUCAGCUUAUGAAACUUGUGGUAAUGUUGGUGUGUAUUUCAAAAGCACUAUUAACUGGUUGGCUAUUCAAAAUCAUUUUACGUAUGAUUCUUACAAUAUUAAGGAUAUUAGUGUUGAACAAUUUGUUAUUGUUUCGCUUGAUUUGAGGACUGAGGCAUACAAUAAGUACUUAUUGCCUUGUGAAUUUGAUGAAGUUCCACCUGUAGCUCCAACUAUUGGUGUGUUGGGAGACUGUCUUUGUUUUUCUUAUUGUUAUAAGGAAACCGAUUUUAUUAUAUGGCAAAUGAACAAAUUCGGGGUUCAAGAUUCUUGGACCCAAUUUCUUAAAAUUAGUUAUCACAAUCUUCAAAUUGAUUAUGACUAUAGUGACGAAGAUAUGAAGUAUAAUUUUGAAUUGGUGCCGCUGUUUCUUUCUAAGGAUGGUGAUACAUUGGUACUUGAAAGUAGUCAAGAACACCCAGAAAUUCUCUAUAAUUGGAGGAAUGGUAGAGUAGAGCGAACAAAAAUUACUGCAACUACAACAAUUACCGAUGAUAGAGCUGUCCAUCUUGUCUCUUGCACGGCCCUUGACUAUUUUGAAAGCUUAGUUUCAGUCUUUUGAAAUACUUUGACAGGAAAAAGCCAUAAUAGUUGCCAUGCAAUGAAGAUCUUGAACGUGCUUGAAUGGAAGAGAUUGUGAAGAAAUGAUACAAUUAUGAUUUGGAUCAGAGCAAAGAUAUCAGUAGGAGUGAUUGGAGCAAAGAAAAUUUGAGCGAAGAUCAAGUUGGUUAUAUAUGGUUGUGUUGAUGCUUACUGUGCUUUUCUGAUGAAAGCUUGGGAGUUAAAAAACGAAAUCGUUUAAUCAAAUCCUGUAUUGCUGAUGAGUGCUGUUGCUUACUUGUUUUACAAGUUUACUCUUGUUUUUUUUUUCUUUAUCAAUGAUGAUGUGAUACUUUUCAUAUUACCUGGUUGGGUAUUCAAAAUAAACUUUGUAGAUGUCGAUAUCAAUAAAUACUAAUUUUCCAACUUUUUUUUUUCUAUUUACUUUGCGUUGUUCUAUUCAUUUAGUAUGAAGCAGAAGUCCAAUAGAUUAUCCAUCUAAAAUAGCAUUAAUAAAUAAAGUAAUUUCCAUAUAAAACAGACAUAUGCAUAUCUAUGAUAUAUUGUUCAGUUAGCUGUUUUCUGUUAUGAUAGUUGAUUGGUUAUAACUAGUUAGUUACAUUUCAUUCCAAACGUAUAUUCAUCUCUCUCCCUUUAUACUCCAUAGAUUCUUGGUAAUUUUCACUUAACAUAGUUCAAGAGUAUCUUUAAUGGAGGAAGCUCAGAAUUUGACUGAACCACCAAAAAAGGAUGCAGUGUCGGAGCAGCAAGCAGCAGAGACGGGAGACCGGUAAUGUAAUUCUUUCUUUUUAAAAGUACUGAUCAUAUUCUUUUCCCUUUUUCCCCUUACUAAUUUCUACCUGUGGUAUUAUAGCAGAAAAAUCAUCUGGAGAAAGAUACAGUCGCUUCUUAAAUUUGAAAACUGGCCUGAUUCGGAAAGUCAAAGUUUAUUCUUCUUGCUCCACUGCUGAUUAGAAAGAUGAUGUAGCAGUGAACGGGGGAGGGGAAAAAACGGAGAACCAGUCACCAAAGAUGAUCAGUUCCACUACUGAUCAGAAUGAUGAUGAGGAAACAAAGCUUAUGAGUUCCAAUAAAGAACCUUUUCAAACUGAAACUUCUUCCAAGAAAGGAAAACAAGUCGCUGGUGAUGUAUCAAUGAAUGAUUCUUCAACAAUGCUAUUGCCAUUGCCAUUGGAUUCAAAGAAGACAAAAGAUGGACCUGAAACUAAAACAACUUCUGCAGAAACUCCAACCAGGAUAAGAACAGGACAGUCUCCUGGUUCUGGAACAAAGAAGAGAAAUGACAGACAAUCACAAACAACUUCUGAAGAAACUUCUUCAGAGAAAAGUAUUUGAUCAGGAAAUGAUAUUUCAAAAUCCAUAAUUGUUCUCUUUUCUUUUCAGUUUAUUUUUUAGGAAGGACAAUUAGAAAUUUAAUUUCCAUGCUAUGAUGCAUUUUUCUGUUAUAUGUUGUUAAGAUAUGGUCUAAGUUAGUGUAAGAUCUUAUUCAAGAUCAGCUCAGAAUUCUAAGACAUAUUAUAGAUGAUAUUGUAGUGAAUGUGAAACUUCUAACAUUGGUACAUUGCCAAUGAAAUAUCAUGGAUUUUCUUACAAUAUAUAGUUAUGUAUACUAUAUCCUUAGAAAACACCGUAGUGGAAGUCAAGCCUAAAAAUGUGGUUCAGAUAAUUUUCAAGCCUUGGCCAUAAAAGUUUGGACUCAUGUUUCAAGUGUUGCAAUGUGUGAAGAGAUUUGUCAAAGGAACUUAUUGGCUGUGAUUAGGAAGCGUUGUGUAUGUCCAAAACAAUCCACAACAACAUUGCUAAAUAUGGAAAUACCACCACAAGCAGCUGAUCCAAGGGAUUAUAUUGAAAUCCUAUUUCCAUGUGCUUGGUUAUGGCAUGCAAGAUGGGAUUGUGAGCAAGAAGGGGAUUGUACUAGAACCUUCAAUUCUCUGAGUAGAGCAUGGAUCUAUAGGAGUCAGCUAUUGACAUGAUCUAAGCUUGCUUAUUUUGCCAACGUACACCAUAUUGUUUUCUUGACCACCAUUAAACUAAAUUAGGGGAAAAAUAGAUGCCAACUCCUGAUGUACUCCUUCAGACAUCAUGUCAUCUGCCUAAUCAGUGUGGGAUGAAAGAUUAGGCCAUGGCCAAUAGUUUCCUUAAGAUAGUAUUCUCUUAACUGCGACCUAUGAGGCUCAAUGGGAAAAGACAUAAACAAACAUAUCUCAUUCACUAUAUAGAUAAUUUCUGGUCUAGUUAUGGUUUCAUAUGGAGUGCUCCAACGACUAACCUUUACACAAAGGGAUCCCCCAGUGAGCUAGAGCCC
Messenger RNA from Vicia villosa (hairy vetch), 3682 nucleotides. Its product is annotated as F-box/kelch-repeat protein At3g23880-like. Gene Ontology annotation, molecular function: protein binding. The coding region runs from base 77 to 1378 and encodes 433 amino acids. The transcript has 3 exons. Lineage: Eukaryota; Viridiplantae; Streptophyta; Magnoliopsida; Fabales; Fabaceae. The record is from RefSeq and is a predicted model, not a curated record.